Psylliodes chrysocephalus is the source of this 1824-nucleotide messenger RNA. The record is from the annotation of a GenBank genome assembly. Lineage: Eukaryota; Metazoa; Arthropoda; Insecta; Coleoptera; Chrysomelidae.
AUAUUUGUUACAUGUUCCAUGAGAAGAAAACAUGUCAUUUGUCAUUUGAUUUUAUAUAAAAUAUUACAAUUUUUAAAAAUUCAAAAUUCUGCAAAAAUGUAAGCAAUGAAAAUACCAAUUUUUCUCACAAAGAUAUUUAAAUUUAAACGAAAAUUAGAAAUCAAUAUUCAGUGAUGCUGAAAACCAACAAAAUCCUUGAUGAAUUCACUCAUGUAAAACCUAUUUUUCAAAUCAAUGAAGAUUUAUCUAAAAUAUAUAAAUUGCAGAAAAAAACAUGAUUUUUUAAAAUUGUCUUCAGUAGAAUGGACAGAAACGAAAUUAUUUUCAGACUACAGGUUAUAGCACUAUUAGAUUCUUUUAGCUAUGGAUUAUUGUAUGUGUUUAUUUCUCCGUAUUUAAUGCACCUAGGAGGUGACCAAGUGACAAUUGGGAUAUUCACCGUGUUGACGUUAAUGUUUCAACUGAUGUCCAUUCACAUAGUUAGUGAUAUCGUCAAUGUUCAAGGACAAAAGGCAGCUCUAAUUAACAUUUUCAACAUUGCCGCUUUAAGCCAUGCUCUACUAUUUUUGACGUCUAGUACUUGUAGCAUUAUAAUGGCGAGAUGUCUCUUUUCUUCCACGAAUCAAUCCACUAAUUUGAUUAAGGAUUACAUAAUCAAAAAUCUUCCACCUGACCGCAAAGAAUAUCACAUGAACGUUUAUAACAUUCUGCAUUCUUCCGGUUUCGUUAUCGGACCUGCAAUAACCGGCGCUUUAUUCGACAUAAGCUUUACCAUUAGCUGUUUCAUUGCUUCUGUGCUGACGAUCAUCAAUAUUUGGCUUUUAGCUACAGUUCCACUCUUAGAUAACCCUCCUUCAGAACCCAGUGAUGUUCCAGCUGUUAGAAGAGUCCGGCAAACUGUCGAACGCAGUGUAGUUGAACUAUUGCAUCCUCACAGCAUAAUUAACUGGGACGUGUUGGUCCUCCAAUAUCUCUUCAGCGCAAGCGUUAUAAUAUUUUCGACCAAAUAUUCUCCGGUUUUGAAACACAACUAUAACACCAAUCAUACCGAAAUCGGUUUGGUAACCGCAUACAUGAAUAUAGUGAUCUUUGCGGGUAUUGAAGCUUGUCAUGAUUUGAUGGAAAGGGCCAAGGCUAGUCGCUAUUCACCAACUUUGAUUAUAAACGCGAUGUGUAGUAUACUGUUUACGUCAUCGAUUCUGGCCCUUUACUCACCGGUUUUGGGGCUGUUCUGUUUGAUGUGUAUCCCAGUUACAUUUUCCAGAAUUAUGAUCGUUGAUACAUGGAACGCGUUCAUUACAGAAAGGGGAAAUCCUAACCUCACUAAAGCAUCGGAGUCCGCUAAUAUUUUGGCCGGGCUUACAGUACCGCUCAUUUUUGGCGUUGUGGCUAACAGAAUUGGACAUAGAGCUGUGAUUAUAUUUUCGAUCUUUCCAGUUUUGUUGAUGUUGAUGAUUGUGAAUAUGGUUACUGUUACUCGCGCUCCGAGCUUGGUUCAGGACCAGCGUCACUUAGAUCCAAACCAACCUAAUGAAUGUUCGUGUGUCACUAAUUCGCGCGUAGCUGCUUCAAGCGCUGCCACUUCGAGAAAUGAUCCUCCCCAACGCCAGCAACGAAGAGUUGAAGAUUCAAGCACUCGAAGCAGUUCUCCAGUACAAAGAAGAAUGCCUGAGGAAAAUAAAUGUAAAUCGUGCAGCUGUAAAGCUUGCCCAAAGGUAUUUAAGAGUACGGGUUGCGAUGCGAUGCAGUGAGACAAAAGCGAUGGUGUGAUGUUUUUGUUAUUGUUUUGCCUUUUGACUAAUAAAGUAUAUAUUUGCUGUUUAA